CAACAGUUUGUUGUCAGUUAGAGAUUUUAAAGGAGCUGCUUCACCCGUCGCUAAGGGACCGACUGUGGUGUAUCAUCGAUGAUUGAUCGAUUCUGCGAAUGUUUAUCGAUUAGCAUGAAUGAUCGUGUAUGUAGAGUUCAGUGAUCAUGUCUGUGAGUAAAGAGGAGAGUUUGUCCCCGGAUGAGAUGCGACAGAAACUCUAUCAGACCUUCAAGAGUCGCGGGGUUCUGGACACUCUGAAGACGCAGCUCCGUAAUCAGCUGAUCCAGGAGCUGCAGCAGCCGGUGCGGAGAGGAGAAGCCGUUCCCAGACGCGCCGCGGCUCACGCUCACUCUGUGUUAGUGACCGCGUGCAACAGUGUGAUCAUAGAUCACCUGCGGAGCGUCGGAUACGAGUACACGCUGUCUGUCUUCUACCCCGAAUGUGGGAUGAGCAAAGACAAGGUGUUAUCAACCAGAGACCUUCUGCAGCUCAUGAAGAUCAGUCCUCACAUGCCCUUAUACAAAGCUCUGGUAUCAGAUAUACAGAAAGGACAGACAGGUUUCCUGAUGAGCCUCUUCAUGGAGCUCACAGACCAUCACGUUCACAGAGACCGCUGUGACACGUCUACACAAACCACCUCUAUAUCAGCGCAGAAAGAAUCUCUUGUUGAGAAGAUGCAGCUGAUUGACGAGGAGUAUGAAGUGCUUCGGCACAGAGGAGACCGCUGGGCGUCAGUGGAGGCGAAGCUUGCGGAGUACAGGAAGGAGAUCCAGGAGCAGGCGCAGGUCGAGCUGGAAGCAAAGCUGCAGCACUUCAUGGAUGUGGAGAUCACGAAGGUGAAGAGGGAGGAGAAAGAGGCCUCGCGGAGAGAGAUUCUGGAGCUGAGACGAGACCUGGAGAGAACUUAUGAGCUGAAGUCAGAGGCUCUGACGAGCCGAGAGAAAAACGCCAUCGAGCGAUUACAGAAACAUCAGGAGAUUGAGGAAAAAGAGAUUUAUGCUCAAAGACAAGCUGUGCUGAAAGAGAUCGAGUGUGUGCGGAGCAGAGAGACGGAGCUGAAACAGAGGACCGAGGCCUUCGACAAAACCUGUAAGCUGCACGAGGAGAAGCUGAAGACUCUGGAGGAUCUUCUGAGGAGGAGAGAACUGUCUGUGAAGAGCAUGGAGGACUCGUUCGAGCAGAAACUGAAGAGCGAGUUACUGAAAUAUCAGCUGGAGCUGAAGGAGGAUUACACGAAGAGAACGGAGACACUGGCAGAAAACGAGAAAAGGAUUAAAGCAGAAACGGUUCGUCUGCAGAAGGAAUCUGCGGUUAUUGAUGCAAAAGCAGAAGAGCACGAGAGACUUUUAUCAGAAAUCAAACGUCUGCAGAUGGAGCUGGAGUCGGUCAGAUCGCAGACGUCUCUUCUGGCCCAACAGAACGAGCUGCUCCGACAGAGACUGGAGAACGUGAGCGAUUAUUCAGCGCUGAAGAAAGACACACAAGAGCUGCAGACACACAUCAGACUGCUGAAACACCAGCUGGAGGAGAAACACCAGGAGAACCAGCGACUCAGACGAGAGCUCAGCGGCCCGUCUGAAGAGCUGCUGACGCUGCAGGCCGAGCUCCGGAGACUGGAGACGACACGCAAACUGGACCAGCAGGAGUUUGAGACGCAGAAAACCGUCCUGCAGACACAGCUCCAACACGAGGUGCAGCAGUGUGCUCUGCUGAAGGCUCAGCUGCUGGAGUGUGAGGAACGCACCACAUGGAUGAACGCUCACACUGAGGAGCUCAAGCUCCAGCUCCAGCACACACAACAAGCUCUGGAGAACGAGAUCCUUCGAAAUCCCAAGCCUUCCCUGGUAGACCGAUCUGUUCUGAGUUUACACCCUGACAGGCUGCUUCCUCCUGACGUUUACGUAGACGCCGCUCUGCUCAGAAAGCCCAGAGCCGCUUGUGACGGUGAUUUAUCUGAAGCAGGACCAGCUCUCAGGGGCCCGCUGCACCCAUGGUCCCGCACCGAGGCCCCCGAGCACGACUCCGGUCUGGUGAGCGGCGCUUUGGCCAGGAUUCGAGAGCUGGAGCAGGAAGCCGAGCGGCUGGAGGAAGCCUAUAGGAGCCAUCAGCAGAGAGCCGUUCACGCGGCGGCCGCCCAUGCCGUGUCUGCUGAAGUUCUGCCGCUUCCCAGAACCACCUCCGGCUAUAGAGUGACCUUCGCUUCAGUGGGACGUCCUGUCGAGAAGGAGCCACUGGAAGGACUCAGCAGAACACCUUCUCCAAGAGAGAGGAACCCGCUGAGACUCAUCUCUCCUCCAGCCAGACGUCUGUCCUCCACACCGCUGUCCGUCUCUAAGAGCAGACGCGCAGCUGAUGCCGAUCAGGACCUGCACUCUUUCACUCAAGAGCGGCCGAGCUCCGGCAGCGAUAGAGCGGCGCUGAUGUUUGCAGAGAGGCAGAUCUCCCCGAUCCCUGCCGGAGAAAUGAUCUCAUCCAGAGACUUCACACACAUCAGUCCUCCCAGCAGCCCCAGGAUGAAGAGCACCACACGCCACAGCCGCAGUCCACCCAAACUGCAGGAAGUCAUAUCCAGUUCAUCCCAAGAGUCGUCUCCUCAGCCGGAGAAGAUCACGCUUCACGAUCUCACCGACCCCAUACAACUUGUGUCCACAGAUCAGGAAUGUAUCUUAGAGAGACUCCAGGACUCAGAGCCGGAGCGCCGUCAGGAGCAGCAGGAUGAACAGGCAUCAUCAUCAUCAGAUGCAGCCGUAAAGAAAGACACGCGUGAGGAUGAGGAGAAGAGCUGGGAGGAGGAGAGGAAGAGGAGAGAGGAGAGGAGACAGAGGGAGAGAGAGGAGGCGCAGGAGAGGGAGGAGAGAGAGCUGGAGAGACUCCAGAGGGAGAUGGAGGAACAAAAAGAUAAGAGGGACAGUACAGAAGGUCAUGUGACAUUAACGACCUCAGCGAUUGGAGGAGGAACAGAUGAGGAAGGUUCGGGAGGAGCCGAUGUGGCCAAUCCGCUUCAGAAGUACAUGAUGAUGCUCAUGCAGGACAAACCGAAGGAGCAGAGCCCAAAUAAAGAGGCAUCAGAGAACCAGAGUCAAGAGGAGAUUCUCCUGUCCGGCAACAAUGACCACAGUGUUGGCGUGACGUCACAUGAAGAACCAGACGAUGACUUUUGGUGACAAACGUCCAUUUCACUGCUGGCUGUUUUCAUGUCCAGUGUAUUUUUAUGUAUUUAUAUAGACAUGAUUGUUUGGGAAUGUUGUUUUUAUGAGUGAGACUGACUGAAUAAAUCUGAAAUGUUAAUGUUC
Molecule: messenger RNA, 3275 nt
Organism: Ctenopharyngodon idella (grass carp)
Lineage: Eukaryota; Metazoa; Chordata; Actinopteri; Cypriniformes; Xenocyprididae
Gene: ofd1
Product: OFD1 centriole and centriolar satellite protein
Exons: 22
Coding region: 147-3146 (999 amino acids)
Biological process (GO): epithelial cilium movement involved in determination of left/right asymmetry
Cellular component (GO): ciliary basal body; centrosome
Molecular function (GO): protein binding
Source: RefSeq, a predicted model, not a curated record